AUGAAGGAUUUUGAACUUCUCGUUCAGCGAAUCGAAUCGGUGGGGCUAGAGGUAAAUAUUUGGGGGGAUUUAAAUUGCAAUGUGGCUGCCUACCCACUAGAAUCACAUACAAAGAGUCUUCUGGAAAUUUGCAACCUUUACCAAUACCACCAGCUGAUAAAUGAACAUACCCGAAUCACUGAAAAAUCCGCGACUAUUAUUGAUUUAUUAAUAACAAAUAAAAAGGAAUUUUUUACACAUUCUGGUGUUUGUCACAUCGGAAUAACUGACCAUUCUCUUAUCUAUGGAGUUAGAAAAUUUUGUUUUCCCAAAGGGAAACCAAAGAUUGUGGAGUCGCGACAAUUUAGGAAUUUUGAUGCUAAUUCAUUCCACGCUGACUUUAACCUAGCACCUUGGCAUCUAGUUCAUCUGGAAGAUAAUCCAAAUCGUGCCUGGGAAAUUUGGUCACCUCUGUUUUUAGAAAUAUGUGACUUCCAUGCACCAGAAACGUAA
Messenger RNA from Porites lobata, 492 nucleotides. Lineage: Eukaryota; Metazoa; Cnidaria; Anthozoa; Scleractinia; Poritidae. The record is from the annotation of a GenBank genome assembly.